Messenger RNA from Punica granatum (pomegranate), 2606 nucleotides. NCBI's taxonomy places the organism in Eukaryota, Viridiplantae, Streptophyta, Magnoliopsida, Myrtales, Lythraceae. The record is from RefSeq and is a predicted model, not a curated record.
CGUUUCUGCUUUCUGGACUCCAUAUGCUCAAUACUCUUCAUGCGACAACGACGAUCAUUAUAAUUUCAGUCGGCUCUUAGCUCUUUUAAUGGCGGGAAGUGGGAAAAGGAUGGAAAUUGAGAAGCACCCAGUUUUCAUUUUCGCUUCAGUGUGUUACCGAGGAUGUUGAGCUUUGGAUCUGCUUUAGGUGGACUAUGAAACUGGGGCGGGCAUGUAAGAUGAGUCAAACCAUUAUGAGCAGUAGUGACAGAUCUCGGACAUACUGGACUCCAACGAUGGAGCGCUAUUUUAUCGACCUUAUGUUAGACCAAGUGAAACGAGGAAACAGGGCGGGACAUACCUUCAACAAGCAAGCCUGGGCAGAUAUGCUUGCUGUGUUCAAUGCGCAAUUUGGUUCUCAGUAUGAUAAAGAUGUCUUAAAAAGUCGUUACUCAGCUUUGUGGAAGCAGUUUAAUGAUGUCAAGAUUCUCCUUGGGCAGAGUGGGUUUUCUUGGGAUGAAUCUCGACAGAUGCUGGUAGCUGAUGAUUAUGUUUGGGAUGCUUACAUUAAGGCGCACCCGGAAGCUCGUUCAUAUAGUACUAAAUCAUUCAUGAAUUUCAACGAUUUAUGUCUGAUAUAUGGAUAUACAACUGCCGAUGGAAGAUACAGCAGAUCAAGUCAUGAUGUGGACUUCGAUGAUGAUGUUCAUGGAGUGAAUUUGGUUGAGGGGUUCUGUGGCCAAGUACCAUCAACUACAGAACGGCUUAGGACAGAUUGGACCCCAGCGAUGGACCAAUACUUCAUUGAGCUGCUGCUGGACCAAGUGGGAAGAGGCAACAAAUCUGGUGAUACAUUUAACAAGCAAGCAUGGAAUGAUAUGCUUGCAUCUUUCAAUGCAAAAUUUGGCCCUCAGCACGGAAAGAGGGUUUUGAGACAUCGAUACAAGAAAUUGUGGAAGUACUACAGUGAUGCCAAAGCACUUCUGAAGCAAAAUGGAUUCUCAUGGGAUGAGAUGCAACAGAUGGUUACUGCUAAUGAUGAUGUUUGGGAUGCUUAUAUCAAGGCCAAUCCACAUGCACGGGCAUAUAGAAAGAAAACCUUGCCAAACUACAGCGAUCUAGCUCUGAUAUAUGAGAGCACAUAUGACAAUUAUAGUCAAGUUCAACAUAAGGACCCUCAAGAUGAGAAUCCAAAAAUAAAACCAGGUGAAGGGAAAGAUAGUCAGAACCGUCCUUCUGGUGAUCGUACGAGAACAUACUGGACACCGCCAAUGGACCGCUAUCUUGUUGAUUUGUUGCUGGACCAAUUGCUCAAAGGAAAUAAGCUGGGUCAGACAUUCAUAACUCAGGCGUGGACAGAAAUGACUGCAUCUUUUAACACAACUUUUAGAUCUAAAUAUGAGAGAGAUGUUCUGAAGAAUCGUUACAAGCACCUGAGAAAGCAAUUUAACGAAAUUAAGAAUCUUCUCAAGCAGGAUGGGUUCUCAUGGGAUGAAUCUAAGGAAAUGUUAACAGCUGAAGAUCCUGUAUGGGAUGCUUAUACCAAGGAACAUCCUGAUGCUCGAGCAUACAGAGUCAAAACAUUGCCAAGCUUUCACAAGCUGUGUGUUAUAUUUGGUGAAGAAAGUUUUGAUGGAAAAUACAGCAAAUUGACUCUCAAUAUAGAUCCUGAUUGUGAACUACCUUUGUUGAUCCCUGGUGAGGAUGAAAUUGGUCAAUAUACGAGUAGUAUCAAUUCUUUAGCAAUAGUGUGGACAGAACAGAUGGAUCGAUACUUUAUUGGCCAAAUGCUGGAGAUAGUGCAUGGAGGGAAUAGGAUCGGUCAGAUAUCUGACGGCCUAGAAUGGAGUCAUAUUAUAACACCAUUCAACGAAAAAUUCGGGCUUCACUUUGACAAAUCUAUUUUGGAGGCACGCUAUGCCUUCUUGAUGAAGCAGCAUGAUGAGAUCAGCAGUCUCCUUAGUCACAGCGGGUUUGCAUGGGAUGAAGCCCGAGAAAUGGUUACUGCAGAGGAUCAUGUCUGGGAGGCUUAUAUCAAGGAUCGCCCAGAAGCUAUUGCUUACAGGAAUAAAAGCUUGGGUAUGUAUAAUGGCUUACGGAAGAUUUGUGCUGUUGGAGUACUAGCAGAAAGCUUCAAUGAGCAGGGGUCAAGCGUGAUGGAAAGGACCUGUAAUGCCCAGGAAAUGGAAGGAGAUCGAACUUUUCUGGAUCAUCGAUACACUUCAUUGGAAUGUCAAGAGACUGAUCGACAGAGAAAAAGGCCAGGUUCAGAUUCGACUGAGGCGGAAAAGUCAGGUAAAAUGCUGAAAACCAAGGCUCAGCUUCCUGCGGAUGAUUAUGAUGCGACAAUGAUAUCAGAAAGUCUGAAAGAGCGCAAGAACUACACCAUGGAAUGUGCAAUUAGUGCCCUGCAAGCAAUAGCGGAUGUGGAUGAUGACCUCCUCUUGGAUGCUUGUGAUCUCUUAGAAGAUGAGAGAAAGGCCAAGAGAUUUCUUGCUCUUGAUGCUCCAUUGAGGAAGAAAUGGUUGCUGAGGAAACUUCGUCCAUAGUCAUUCGUGUUCGUACUUUGUCAUUGUCGAGACAUAAAUGAAAUUAGAGGUGGUCAUUCAGUGUUCUUUCUCGAGAAA